Messenger RNA from Python bivittatus (Burmese python), 1282 nucleotides. NCBI's taxonomy places the organism in Eukaryota, Metazoa, Chordata, Lepidosauria, Squamata, Pythonidae. The record is from RefSeq and is a predicted model, not a curated record.
GCGAGCCGUUGGCUGAGCUUGGAUGGGCUCCUAGCAGCGGUUGCGUCUCUUCUGGAUUUCCUCUGCAGGCCUGAAGAGGAGCCUUGGAGGCGCGGGGCUUUCCCCGGUUCAUGAAUAGCAGUAGAAGGAGGAAGAGUGGACGUGUCAGUGCCGAGGCUUUGGGAGUCUCCGAGACAGUUCGGUUCCUCACUUAUAUCCCACUCCUUUAGACCUCUUGCAGUUUCACUCUUGGUGAAGUGCUUGUGCUAAUCCUUUCCCUCAGUGGAAAGCUGUGCCCAAAGGCUCUGACGUCGUGGACUGCGUGAGAACUGUUCUGAAAGGUAUAGAAGGAGGAGGGCAAGGAGCAUUCUCUAUUGCCUGAGGUGAUCUUGGAAAACACAUCUGUACAUAGUUUAUUGAAUGAGCACAAUGAGCAGUGAAGAGGAAGCAUGGGAGAAAUUGGACUCAGAAUUUGACCACUACGUUGUGGAUAUGAGACCUUACGUUUUAAAGCUAGCUCAUAAAUCAGAACGUUCCAGAUGUGCUGUUUGGAUUAAAAAACUUUGUGAGCCUUCAGGUGCUGGUACAGGAAUUGUUGGUAGAAAGAACAGAAACUUAUACGCAAAACUGCUUCUUCAUAUGCUAAAGAGAGGAGUGCUGGAGGGACCAUUUACACAUAAACCUGAAUCAGGAAUAUUGAAAACACUUCCAGCAUACAUGUCAAUCUAUUUUGAUGAACCAAAUUCAAAAAGCGUUUGGAGUAACAUCCCAGAAGAUUUACCUGACUGGGUCAUGGGAGAAUUGGGCCAGAUUGAUUGUAAACCAGAUGAAUCCUGGAAACUUUCUUUUAGAGAAGAGUCUGCUUUGGUAAGCUCACCAUCUAAACAGAGAUGACCCAGCAAAUAACAGAAGUGUUGGACAGGAGACAAGAAGGAGAGAAGACAAGAUGACUGCCUGGGAGUCUGCAACCACAGGUCUCAUGAUGAAUAAGCUGAAUAAACAGAGCCAAAGUCCAGGAAAGUAAAGGGACAAACUAAAAGAAAGACACCCUGAUGAGAAGAAGCAACACGAAAGGAAGCAGCCACUGAGAAAACUGGGGUGUGAGAGUUAUUUCCUUCCCUCAGACUGGCAUGAGGUAAAAGGUCUUCAAGCUGUUUCCCUUAGAUGGUGUAAAGAUUCAGAAGAAGAGAAAAUUAAUCAAGAAGCCCAGCCAGAAACAAACAAGGAGAAGAGAUAAAAAAGUAAGGAGUUUGCAGAACAGAAAUAGAAAGCAGAAACUAAAAAAGGCAGAUUGAACUCCGUA